Molecule: messenger RNA, 4188 nt
Organism: Sinocyclocheilus grahami
Lineage: Eukaryota; Metazoa; Chordata; Actinopteri; Cypriniformes; Cyprinidae
Product: protein tyrosine phosphatase type IVA 3
Exons: 6
Coding region: 1478-1999 (173 amino acids)
Biological process (GO): protein dephosphorylation
Source: RefSeq, a predicted model, not a curated record
UGAUUUACAUGGUUUAGGUAUCGGAAUGAUAACCUCAUGAAGAAAAAAAAGUCUAAAUUGAGUUUUUUUUCUCCACUGUUGAGCAAAUGUUCUGUUGCUGAUCUGCUGCACAUUUCUAAGGGACCUGUUUCUUUGAACUUUAUGAAUUCCAACGUUUUUGUAUCAAAAUAAAAUCUUUAGAGACCCUAUAUUUAAAGGAACAGUUCACCCAAAAAUUAAAAUACAUUUUUUAUUCAGCCUCAUAUCAUGACUUUCUUCUGCUGGACACAAAAGUAGAUAUUUUGGAGAACGUAUCCAAACAACACUGAACCCCACUGACCUUUGUUGUGUGAAUGAAAAUAAGAGAGAAAUGGAUACGAUGGAUGUUAGAAAGCAAGUCAUACAGGUUUAGAACAGCGUGGGGGUGAGUAAAUGACAGAAUUUUUUUUUUGGGUGAACUGGCCCUUGAAGGUCGAUUUAUAUAUUCUUUCUUGUUUCAGUCAUAUGAAAAUAUUAAAAUGACAGGCCAGAAUAUGGACGUAUGUGAGUUUUAAACCACUUACGGUCUAGUAAACUCAUUAUGGGAGUACUUUCUUUGUGUUCUUGUUGCAGUGUGGGAAUGAAGUGCGUGUUGUAUCUCAACCAGCCCCUAAAACAUUAGACAUGAGUGUACGUGGUGAUACCUAUUAGGUUCAUUGGCCGUGCUAUUUUUAUAUUGGGAAUGGAGAGAGAGAGAUAGAGAGCGAGAGAGAGGUGGGGGUGGACUGGUCUCCACUCCUCCUAAGAGCAUUACGAGUGCAUUUGUUUGUGACCUUAGCAGAGUGUGCUGUCACUGUCAUAUGGCAAGCAAAGGCAGCCUCAACUGGUUUAGAGCAGAGACGGUUAUUCUGGAUCACAACUGUUCACCCUCCACUGUUCCCAGCAGAGCCCUAGGCUUAAUCCUGAGCGGAACGCAGCCUUUCACAGAGCUUUCUUCUCCAGCUUCUUGUUUGUUAAUGGAGUUCCGGCAGGGCAGCGGUGAUUACUGCCACGCCCAACAUCGCAACGCUUGAUCACGGGUGGAUAUGCCCGAAAUCUGCCACUGAAUGUUCGGAGAAAUGCCUUCUCUGCUUUUCUCUUGCUGGUCUUUCUGACUGACCACUUUGCUGUGCGCCAAAUGGGUUAAUUGGCAUCGUGGCACCUGGCAUUUAGCUACCGGACACUGUUCCACCCAUCUAGCUGCCCGGCAGAGUAUCCCUAUCAAGAGGAAGAGGCAGAUUUGUUGGAAGAGGAAGACUUUGUGGCCUCUAUUUACCAAGAAAGGCAGCUUUCAAUUUUAUGUACUGAUUAGAAGUGAUUUAUCACAGAGGAUCUUGCAAAUCCCUGACACCUUCACUGUGAUAGUGCAUCUGCUGUAGAACUGCUCUAGGUCAGAGUAGUGCCAUACUGUGAGUGGAGCUGUGUGGAUCCUGGCCUGGAUUGGGUGCUCUUUUCUUCUGUAGAGUGGAGGGACACCAGCAUGGCCAGGAUGAACCGUCCGGCUCCUGUCGAGGUCUGCUACAAAAACAUGCGCUUCCUUAUAACGCACAACCCAACCAAUGCAUCACUAAGCAGCUUCAUUGAGGAUCUGAAGAAGUAUGGGGCAACAACAGUGGUGCGUGUGUGUGAAAUUACCUACGAUAAGACACCGCUGGAAAAGGAUGGGAUUACUGUUAUGGAUUGGCCUUUCGAUGACGGCGCACCUCCUCCAACCAAGAUCGUGGAUGACUGGCUCAGUCUGCUGAAGAAUAAGUUCUGUGAGGAUCCAGGCUGCUGUGUGGCUGUGCAUUGUGUGGCCGGACUGGGCCGGGCUCCAGUGCUGGUGGCUCUGGCACUUAUAGAGAGCGGAAUGAAAUAUGAGGACGCCAUUCAGUUGAUCAGACAGAAACGCCGGGGUGCCAUCAACAGCAAGCAGCUGACGUACCUGGAAAAGUACCGCCCCAAACAGAGACUGCGUUUCAAAGACCCACACAACCACAAAAGCAAGUGCUGCCUCAUGUGAUCCGUUCUCACCAGCCUGCCACUGAAGGAACCAGUCACUCAUGGACUAAACCGGACUAAAAUGACCAAUCUAGUGCAUUUGAACUCUUGCUACAAUUCAGGAGGGGAAUUCAACCCCCUUUUGGUGUAUAUGUCAGACCCCUGCACACAGGGUCUCUACCAGCUCAGGGCUGUGAAAGACGAGCCUCUUGAAUUUUGUCUUUACACACAAACCCCCCAUCCUCACUGUGUUCACAAAUUUAUUGUGAACACAAACAUAUGCCCGAUGCACACACUCAUGCUACCAGCAGUCACACUUUACCCGCAGCACACAGUCCAAAGAUGAUCAUGGCCACCAGCCACCUGCUCAGAACGCAAUCACUGUUGUUAUGCUCACGCUUUUGUAUGAAACUGCUUGAUUACCCUGUUCUUUCUCUUUUGUAAUUUUGAAGUUUCAGAAUGCAUGUCGCUGUACUUUUUUGAAGAUGCAUGUGAGUGGUCUAACCUAGGUUUUUGUUUUUUUUUGUUUUUUAUUUUUUUUUUCCUACGUUGUAUCAUGAAUCUACUCUGGGAUUCAAGUUUUUUGCACCACUGGCUGCUUAUUAAUUGAACUGGGCGUCUGGAUGGAUAACAUAGCACACUUUGACCUGACUUCCAGGUUUUUGGAUAUUUUAGCUGCUUCGAAAUCAUGUUGAAAUCCAGCUAAUCUGAUACACCUCUACCACAGAAUUGCAGCAGUGAACCGAGAGAAAUCCACGAGUGAGCACAAUUGUAGAUCAGUAGUUCUGUUUUAAUUUAACACAGCAGCCACAAGAGGGAGUCAUCACACUAUGUAUUUCACAUGAAAAAUAUUUCUGAACUUGCCAGAUUUUUAUUUUAUUUUUUUUGCUGUUUGCACUCAGUGCUCAUGUGUGGCUGUUUCUCACGGACAUAGUUGUACUGUGGGAUACUUACUGUGGAAUUUCAGAAGGAACUUUUCGGCGUGAGGCCUAAAAUAUUUAGUCUUGUCCAUAUAAUAGGAAAUGAAAUGGAAUCACAGGAUCUCUGCCUAACUAGUGGUCAUAUAGACACCAAUGAAGGAAAAAAGGUAAUGAAUCGGUGUCAGGUACUGAAGUGAUCGCACAUGCAUCAUUAAUCUGCUAAUAUGAACUGCAUAAGACCUUGUAUCUGGGAUAAUGACGUAUUUCUCUGCCUUUGAAAUCCAAAGCAAAAGCUAGUGAAGGAAAUAUCUAAUAAAAGAGUAUCUUUGCAUAAUUGCGACUGUGAAGGAUAAGCAAAUACUUGUUUCACGUUUCAUGGAUUAAGGUUACAUUUGGCAAUUAUUAUAUUCACUUGGCCUCAUGUUUAUCUGCAAAAGCAAUGGCUGGAGAAUGGACAUAUUUUAAAGCUGAGCUCACUCUAAUUUAGAGCUGAACUUUAAGACAGGAGAUCAAGUUUGCAUUUCUGGUUUUGACACUUACAGUGAAUCCCAUUUAAAUAAAAGUGUGUGAAUUAAGCAGCUCAAUGUUGCUCACAUAUAUAAGGGCUUCUCUCACGUGCUGUUUAGUCACUUUUAUUACUGUUGAGUGUCUGCAUUUACAAAUCUGGAAUGUUUUGAUGAGUUGUGGCCUCAAUAAAUGUAAUAGUUCAUCUUGGAAUGUCUCUGGAAACCGAUGCGAUCAGCAAAAGAAUAUGGUAACAUUUUCAGGAAUAUAUUUAGAUAUCAUCACUAGCCCCGCUUUUGUGAUGAAGGAUGGUGCAAGACUACACGCCACGUCUCAAGUUUAUCCUGACCUCAUUCAUUUCAUCAUCUUCCAUGAGAAUGUUCUUGAUUUUUCAAUAAACCAACAGAGCUGAAGUCAUUACCCUUGACACUGGAUGAUAUAGUGUCAGUAUUUAAAAAUCAUGGGUGGUAUCUGUAACUAUAUACGCUAUUACUCUAUAGUAAGGUCCACUGAUCCACUGGUUUCCUGAUCAUAUCUAAAGUGGCCUAUUUUUGACAUUAACACAUUAUUGUAUUACAUGUUUUAUUAAACAGUGAUACAUAAUUAAUGAUCUAUUGUUCCCUGUUCAUAUCUAAAGUGAUUGACAAUUGUAUUAUUCAUAAUUUUUAAUGCCAAACAAAAAAAAAGUUAAUUUAUGUACAUAUUGCUCUUUUAUGAAAUUGUAACAGAUGUUAAAUCUGAAAUCUGGAUUAAUUAAAAAUGAAUAAAAACCUGGUAUUUCUCACGA